AUGUACACAUAUUACAAAGGAUAUUUUGAAAGUCAGGGGAAGGAAAUACCUUCUAUCUUUGUUGAUUUCUUAGCAGCUGGAGGUUAGCUUGUGGUUAGUGAUCCCGAUAUACUAUAAGAAUUAUUUGUAACUAAGUCUAAGUUUGUUGACAAGUAACAUCGAGCAAGGACUAUAAUGGAAAAAUUGAUUGGAAGGUCAAUCCUGCUUGAGAAAUCUACAGAAGAGCAGUCAAUGAAACGCAAAAGACUAUCAGCAGCAUUCUAUAAAGACAAGAUGACACAAAUACUCUAGAUUCUUGUUAAAAAGACCUAUGAUUGGACUCAAAAAUUAAAAUAAGAUAUUAAGGAUGGAAAAUCAGAGAAAGAGUUAAAUAAGCUUGUUAAUGAUCAUGUUACAAGUUGCAUUAUGACGAGUGUAUUCGGAGAAACCUAACUCAAACAAUCCUUACAAUUUCAAACUGGUAAUGGAGAAGAGGAGUUAUCCCUUGGCAUUUGUGUAGGAAAGCUAUUUUUCAAAAUGAUCAGGAAAUAGAUUACACCUCUCAGAUAGCUGACUUAGCUAUUUGAUAGAUAUUAUAUUGGAAAAGAAGAGUAAGAUCUUUUAAAGAAUCUUCAAAACUACAGAGUUUUCUUGCAAAAGCUAAUUGAAGAGAGAAAAGAGCAGAUGAAAGACCCUAACCAUUAUAGUGCUGAUUUCCUUACACUAUUAUUGAGUGACGACCUUUACUAAUAAGAUGACGAAUUGAUGAAAGAUGAGAUUAGUACAUUUAUGCUGGCAUCUACUUAGACAACUGCAACUUUAAUUACUAAUACUUUGUACUACUAUGAGUAGCUUCCAGAUGUCAAAGUGAAAUUAAGAAAUGAGUUAAGCAAAGUAUUCACGUCAAAUGAUCAAGAUUUAAUAAAUAUUGAAAAUAUCAAUAUCUCAGUAGAGCAAUGGAUUGAUAAACUUGGAUAUGAUCAGCUCUAAGAAGGUUGGAAAUAUUUAUAUCUAGUAAUACAAGAAUCUUUAAGAAUAGAGCCCCCAGUCAGAUCUUCAGUCCCAAUGUAAUUGAGAGAAAGCAUGAAUAUCUGUGGCUACAAUAUUGACACAGAGACUCCCAUCCUUGUUCAUUUAUUCUUGCUUCACAGAAAUCCAAAAGAGUGGUAGAAUCCAGAUAAAUUUAUACCUGAAAGAUUCGAUCCUUAAAGUACAUUUUAUCUGACUCCAGAUGGUCGUAAAAGGAAAUCUCAUAGUUUUGCACCCUUCUUAGGUGGAAGAAGAAUAUGCUUGGGGAAGACAUUUGCUGAAAAUAUAGCUAAGUUAGUUAUUCCAAUCUUUAUUUCAGAAUUGGAAUUCAAAUUUAAGAAAGAAGAACAUUAUAAAAGAAAACCACCUAAAAGUUUAUCUACAGAAAUUAAUGUUCCAAUCAUCUUGUCUGCUGUUAAAGGGAAGUGA
Molecule: messenger RNA, 1437 nt
Organism: Stylonychia lemnae
Lineage: Eukaryota; Ciliophora; Spirotrichea; Sporadotrichida; Oxytrichidae
Source: the annotation of a GenBank genome assembly